ACCAUGACAGUUAAGCCCCUCCUACUCCAGCCAGAAGAGGAAGCUGUAACUUCCUGUAACUUGAAGGCUAACAACUCGGCCAUGACAGUUAAGCCCCUCCCACUCCAGCCAGAAGAAGAAUAGUUUACUUCCUGUAACUUAAUGGGACUCCGCCAACCUCCUACGGCAAACCUCCGCAGAAAGAUAAGAGUCAGCAUGUCGUCGCUUCUUCGCCGCCUACCGACGCCCAUGUUCGUGUUGUCGUCGCGGGGACGUUUGGCCGGUCGUUGCCGCUCCGACGACCGAGGUCCGCGGCAAGGCGGUCGAGUGUUGGCCGGCUUUGGUGGUGCGCAUUGCCGCUCCCAGCACACGGCAGGUGCUGUGGAGGUGGAGCUCAGGAAACUACGUGGGGAGGACGAUGGUAUCGUGGAAGUGCUCAUGUGUCGACACAAGGCCCGGAACGCUCUGGGCCACGUGUUUGUGUCCCAGUAUGUGUGAGCAGAUGAGAGCGCUGAUGUCCACGCUGACCAAUUGUGACUCUGUCCCGCGUGUGGUCGUCUUCAGGAGUUUGGUCCCCGGUGUCUUCUGUGCAGGAGCAGACCUGAAAGAACGAGCGCUGAUGGACGACCGACAAUCUGAUUUGUUUGUUCACGGCCUGAGAGACCUCAUGACUCACAUAGCCUCGCUGCCCAUGCCCACCAUAGCAGCCAUGGAUGGAGUGGCUCUGGGAGGAGGACUUGAGCUGGCCUUGGCCUGUGACCUUCGCACUGCUGCGUAUUCCGCACAGAUGGGCCUGAUUGAGACGACACGGGGGCUGCUCCCGGGGGCCGGAGGAAGCCAGCGGCUGCCGCGCACCGUGGGCGUGUCUCUGGCCAAAGAGCUGAUCUUCACAGGGAAGCGCCUGGGAGGGCGGGCGGCGCUGGCGAUGGGCCUGGUGAACCGAGCGGUGGACCAGAACGAGACGGGAGACGCCGCUUACUCUGAAGCGCUCAGCCUGGCUCGGGAGAUCCUGCCUCAGGCUCCCAUCGCCGUGCGGAUGGCGAAGGAGGCGAUGAACCGGGGCACCGAGGUGGACAUCACCUCAGCCAUGGCAAUAGAAAGGAUGUGCUACGCUCAGGUCAUCCCGACACGGGACAGACGCGAGGGAAUGGCGGCGUUCAUAGAGAAGAGGCCUCCGCGAUAUAUUGGCGAAUAAUUUGGGGUGACAAACCACUUUCUUUAAUACAAAGGUACCUCGGUUUUCUUACACCGUCUCGAUGCAAUCUCACAUUUUUAUAAUGUCAUCUACUAUCACAUCUAUAAAUCUAUGUCACGCGUAUGAUUCCGUGGAAUUUACUGUCCGAACAAAGAAUCGCGCUCAGUCUGUGUGCUUUUUUGUUUUUAAACUGAAUAUGACUGCAAAAUAAGCCACUAUGGGACCAAAGAAAGUUGUGAGCGCAAGCCUUUUGAUUAAAAAAAGAAAGAAAAAAAAUGUUGUUUUUAAAUUGAGUAUGACAGCAAAAUAAGCCACUAUGGGGCUAAAGAAAGUUGUGAGUGCAAGCACUUUCAUUCAAAAAGUAUGAAAAAAAAUGUUGUUUUUAAAUUGAGUGACAACAAAAUCAGCCACUAUGGGCCCCAAAAAAGUUGUGAGUGCAAGCACUUUGAUUUAAAAAAAGUAAGAAAAUAUUUGUUUUUAAAUUUAGUUUGACAGCAAAAUAAGCCACUAUGGGGCCCAAAAAAGUUGAGUGCAAGCACUUUGAUUCUAAAAGAAAGAAAAAUGUUUUGUUUUUAAAUUGAGUAUGACAGCAAAAUAAGCCACUAUAGGGCCAAAAAAAGUUGUGAGUGCAAGCACUUUGAUUGAAAAAGAAAAAAAUGUUUUGUUUUUAAAUUGAGUAUGACAGCAAAAUAAGCCACUAUGGGCCAAAGAAAGUUGUGAGUGCAAGCACUUUGAUUAAAAAAAAGUAUGAAACAAUUUUUGUUUUUAAAUUGAGUAUGACGGCAAAAUCAGCCACUAUGGGGCCAAAAAAAGUUGUGAAUGCAAGCACUUUGAUUUAAAAAAAAAAAAAGGUAAGAACAUUUUUUUGUUUUUAAAUUGAGUAUGACUGCAAAAUGAACCACUAUGGGGCCAAAUAAAGUUGUGAGUGCAAGCACUUUGAUUAAAAAAGUAUGAAACAAUUUUUGUUUUUAAAUUGAGUAUGACAGCAAAAUAAGCCACUAUGGGGCUAAAGAAAGUUGUGAGUGCAAGCACUUUGAUUAAAUAAGUAAAAAAAUAUUUUUGCUUUUAAAUUGAGUUUGACAGCAAAAUAAGCCACUAUGGGCCAAAGAAAGUUGUGAGUGCAAGCACUUUGAUUCAAAAAGUAUGAAAAAAAAUGUUGUUUUUAAAUUGAGUGACAACAAAAUCAGCCACUAUGGGCCCCAAAAAAGUUGUGAGUGCAAGCACUUUGAUUUAAAAAAAGUAAGAAAAUAUUUGUUUUUAAAUUUAGUUUGACAGCAAAAUAAGCCACUAUGGGGCCCAAAAAAGUUGAGUGCAAGCACUUUGAUUCUAAAAGAAAGAAAAAUGUUUUGUUUUUAAAUUGAGUAUGACAGCAAAAUAAGCCACUAUAGGGCCAAAAAAAGUUGUGGGUGCAAGCACUUUGAUUGAAAAAGAAAAAAAUGUUGUUUUUAAAUUGAGUAUAACAGCAAAAUAAGCCACUAUGGGCCAAAGAAAGUUGUGAGUGCAAGCACUUUGAUUAAAAAAAAGUAUGAAUCAAUUUUUGUUUUUAAAUUGAGUAUGACGGCAAAAUCAGCCACUAUGGGGCCAAAAAAAGUUGUGAAUGCAAGCACUUUGAUUUAAAAAUUUAAAAAAAAAGGUAAGAAAAUUUUUUUGUUUUUAAAUUGAGUAUGACUGCAAAAUGAACCACUAUGGGGCCAAAUAAAGUUGUGAGUGCAAGCACUUUGAUUAAAAAAGUAUGAAACAAUUUUUGUUUUUAAAUUGAGUAUGACAGCAAAAUAAGCCACUAUGGGGCUAAAGAAAGUUGUGAGUGCAAGCACUUUGAUUAAAUAAGUAAGAAAAUAUUUUUGCUUUUAAAUUGAGUUUGACAGCAAAAUAAGCCACUAUGGGCCAAAGAAAGUUGUGAGUGCAAGCACUUUGAUUCAAAAAGUAUGAAAAAAUGUUUGUUUUUAAAUUGAGUGACAACAAAAUCAGCCACUAUGGGCCCCAAAAAAGUUGAGUGUAAGCACUUUUAUUUAAAAAAAGUAAGAAAAUAUUUGUUUUUAAAUUUAGUUUGACAGCAAAAUAAGCCACUAUGGGGCCCAAAAAAGUUGUGAGUGCAAGCACUUUGAUUCAAAAUGAAAGAAAAAUGUUGUUUUUAAAUUGAGUUUGACAGCAAAAUAGGCCACUGUGGGCCCCAAAAAAGUUGUGAGUGCAAGCACUUUGAUUAAAAAAAGUAAGAAAAUAUUUUUGUUUUUAAAUUUAGUUUGACCUCAAAAUAAGCCACUAUGGGGCCCAAAAAAGUUGAGUGCAAGCACUUUGAUUCUAAAAGAAAGAAAAAUGUUUUGUUUUUAAAUUGAGUAUGACAGCAAAAUAAGCCACUACAGGGCCAAAAAGAGUUGUGAGUGCAAGCACUUUGAUUGAAAAAAAAAAAAUGUUGUUUUUAAAUUGAGUAUAACAGCAAAAUAAGCCACUAUGGGCCAAAGAAAGUUGUGAGUGCAAGCACUUUGAUUAAAAAAGUAUGAAACAAUUUUUGUUUUUAAAUUGAGUAUGACGGCAAAAUAAGCCACUAUGGGGCCAAAAAAAGUUGUGAAUGCAAGCACUUUGAUUUAAAAAAAACAACAAAAAAAACUGGAAAGAAAAUAUUUUUGCUUUUAAAUUGAGUUUGACAGCAAAAUAAGCCACUAUGGGCCAAAGAAAGUUGUGAGUGCAAGCACUUUGAUUCAAAAAGUAUGAAAAAAUGUUUGUUUUUGAAUUGAGUGACAACAAAAUCAGCCACUAUGGGCCCCAAAAAAGUUGUGAGUGCAAGCACUUUUAUUUAAAAAAAGUAAGAAAAUAUUUGUUUUUAAAUUUAGUUUGACAGCAAAAUAAGCCACUAUGGGGCCCAAAAAAGUUUUGAGUGCAAGCACUUUGAUUCAAAAUGAAAGAAAAAUGUUGUUUUUAAAUUGAGUUUGACAGCAAAAUAGGCCACUGUGGGCCCCAAAAAAGUUGUGAGUGCAAGCACUUUGAUUAAAAAAAGUAAGAAAAUAUUUUUGUUUUUAAAUUUAGUUUGACCUCAAAAUAAGCCACUAUGGGGCCCAAAAAAGUUGAGUGCAAGCACUUUGAUUCUAAAAGAAAGAAAAAUGUUUUGUUUUUAAAUUGAGUAUGACAGCAAAAUAAGCCACUACAGGGCCAAAAAGAGUUGUGAGUGCAAGCACUUUGAUUGAAAAAGAAAAAAAUGUUGUUUUUAAAUUGAGUAUAACAGCAAAAUAAGCCACUAUGGGCCAAAGAAAGUUGUGAGUGCAAGCACUUUGAUUAAAAAAGUAUGAAACAAUUUUUGUUUUUAAAUGGAGUAUGACGGCAAAAUAAGCCACUAUGGGGCCAAAAAAAGUUGUGAAUGCAAGCACUUUGAUUAAAAAACAAAAAACAAAAAAAACUGGUAAGAAAAUAUUUUUGCUUUUAAAUUGAGUUUGACAGCAAAAUAAGCCACUAUGGGCCAAAGAAAGUUGUGAGUGCAAGCACUUUGAUUCAAAAAGUAUGAAAAAAUGUUUGUUUUUGAAUUGAGUGACAACAAAAUCAGCCACUAUGGGCCCCAAAAAAGUUGUGAGUGCAAGCACUUUUAUUUAAAAAAAGUAAGAAAAUAUUUGUUUUUAAAUUUAGUUUGACAGCAAAAUAAGCCACUACAGGGCCAAAAAGAGUUGUGAGUGCAAGCACUUUGAUUGAAAAAGAAAAAAAUGUUGUUUUUAAAUUGAGUAUAACAGCGAAAUAAGCCACUAUGGGCCAAAGAAAGUUGUGAGUGCAAGCACUUUGAUUAAAAAAGUAUGAAACUAUUUUUGUUUUUAAAUUGAGUAUGACGGCAAAAUAAGCCACUAUGGGUCCAAAAAAAGUUGUGAAUGCAAGCACUUUGAUAAAAAAAAAACUGGUAAGAAUUUUUUUUUUUUUUUUAAAUUGAGUAUGACUGCAAAAUGAACCACUAUGGGGCCAAAUAAAGUUGUGAGUGCAAGCACUUUGAUUAAAACCAUAUGAAAAAAAUGUUGUUUAAAAUGAGUAUGAGAGCAAAAUGAGCUACUAUGGGGCCAAAGAAAGUUGUGAGUGCAAAGCCCUUGGAUUAAAAAAAGUUAGAAAAACUUAAGGAAUAAAGAACUUCUUCUCUGCUCAUUACCAAUAAGAAUUUUUCUUAAAAGGUCAAAUUCAUGUUAGAUGUUCAUUUAUUUUUUACAUUGGUUUUUGCAUGUACAACUAGAAUUACUAUCUAUAAAAUGUGUUUUUUAUUUUAUUUGAAUACCUUUGGAUUCAUAUUUUUCUAAUGGUUUUCGUCUUGACGUUUUGGAAUAGAUUACUAGUAUAUACAUAUACAUAAUAAUAGAUUUUAUUUGUAAAAAGCACUUUAUAUUGAGUAAACAAUCUCAAAGUGCUACAGUGUAUUAAAAAAUAAAAUAGAAAAAAAAAAAAAAAGAUAAUAAAGAAAUAAAUAGAAAUAAAAACUAGAUAGAUAGAUACACCGACUCCCAGACACAUUUUUUUUCUCUAAAUUUGGCCCCCCCCUCGAGUCAAAAUAAUUGCCCAGGACUAACCCUAACCUCUAACCCCCAGAUAAUUAGAUCAAAAUGUAACUGCGCAUUUCGAACAAAAACCGAGGUACCACCUGUGAAUAUAAAAUGUCACCAUGAAGGGUAUUUACCAAUCUCUUAUGACAACAUUCAAUAAAACAAUGUAAGCGUUUACAUUCUUUAUUUCCUAAGAGGAAAAAUGUCAACAUUUAGUAGCAACGCCAUAAAAGCUUAUGAAAGAUACACAUGAAUAUUUGUCAUUCAAGUGGAAGGAGGAGGGAUCGAAAUAGAACGCCCUCAAACGUAUUUGGAGCUCAACCAAACACUUUCUGGACAAACAUGUCUCAAAAGUCAAACAGAUUUCAAGGAGUAGUUCACUUUCCAUCAUUCCAUAUUGUUUUUACCUCCAAAGUGGAACAAAUGAGUUGUGGCUACCUGCAUUCCUAGAACUUCCUGCUCCACUUGUAUUAGUCCCUCCCAGAAUCGAUGCAGGUUUUAUCAGCAUUGAUAACACAUUUGAAAACAAAUUUGCAACUAUUUUUGCAAAUUCAGACGACUUAGGCUGCAAUAAUAUGGAGGUUAAUUUGUGUUUAUUACAAAAACUUUUUUGACACUGAAUUUUCUGCGUUUGAUUUUGUGAACUGAAUUUUUAUUUUUUUUUUGCAUCAAAUAAAGCUGACAAUUUCAUUGAAAACAAAUUUGUUAGCAAAAUGUGUGUUUAAAAAUGUUCUAAAAUUCAGUGC
Molecule: messenger RNA, 6419 nt
Organism: Entelurus aequoreus (snake pipefish)
Lineage: Eukaryota; Metazoa; Chordata; Actinopteri; Syngnathiformes; Syngnathidae
Gene: echdc2
Product: enoyl CoA hydratase domain containing 2
Exons: 11
Coding region: 398-1174 (258 amino acids)
Biological process (GO): fatty acid beta-oxidation
Cellular component (GO): mitochondrion
Molecular function (GO): enoyl-CoA hydratase activity
Source: RefSeq, a predicted model, not a curated record